CCAUAUAUUAUGUCCCGGCAGUUGCAGUAUGACACAUCACCAUUGAUAUGGUCGCCCUGCAGUAAGGAAUACAUCACACGGUUUUUAGAUCGAGGUUGGGGGUCAUGUCUGGAUGACUUGCCAGCGAAGAAAGAUUUCAAACAUCCUCUGAUUGCUCCAGGAGUCUUGUAUGAUGUCAAUCACCAGUGCCAGCUGCAGUAUGGACCCAAUGCCACUUUCUGUGAACUAGUUGAAAAUGUUUGCCAGACUCUUUGGUGUUCAGUAAAAAAUUCAUGCCGCUCGAAGCUUGAUGCCACAGCAGAUGGGACCAGAUGUGGAGAUAAUAAGUGGUGCAUCAGUGGUGCAUGUGUUAACGUGGGCAAACAACCA
Staurois parvus is the source of this 369-nucleotide messenger RNA. Lineage: Eukaryota; Metazoa; Chordata; Amphibia; Anura; Ranidae. The record is from the annotation of a GenBank genome assembly.